AUGAAGUUGAUCCUCCUGGUUGUUCUGGUGGCUUUUCUGGGAGUUUCAAAGUCACAGGUCUGUAACUAUGGCUGUACAAGAUGGGGAAUUGAAUACCUUUGCGGGAAGACGGUGAGAAAUGGCAGGGAAAUUCGUUGUACCUACAGGAACCCCUGCGAAAUGGAUCAGCAUGCCUGCCAAAAACGUGAAGAGUGGAAAAAAGACUCCACAGGUCGAUGCACACGCGAUUCGGAUGAAUGCAGAAGGUAGGAGGAAAGUAACCAGGCGCAGGAGAAGCAGCUGAAUAUUUUUAAGAAAUGUAUAAAUAUUGACACAAUUGACACACGAAAUAUACAAAAUAAUAUUUUUUGA
This is a messenger RNA of Drosophila takahashii, 351 nucleotides long. RefSeq lists its product as uncharacterized. Gene Ontology annotation, molecular function: protein binding. The record is from RefSeq and is a predicted model, not a curated record. NCBI's taxonomy places the organism in Eukaryota, Metazoa, Arthropoda, Insecta, Diptera, Drosophilidae.